AGAAAAAUGUGACGACCGUAGGGGGGAUCCACCUAAGAGAUUCUACAAAGAGGAAUUCAUGAAAUCCUACAAACGUGACCUCAAAGUGCAACUAGGGCCUAAGGACCAAGUGGACAAUCACCGAAAGCUGCAACGUGGUCGCUUGAAAAAACCGAGGCCAACAGGUAGUGAGGUGGAAUACAUCAGCGACACCUCGCGGGAAGGGGAGUCGUCGUCCGCAGAGACGCCAGAGACCUGCAACGGCCAGGUGGCGACACCUGCCGGAGCAGAGCCCAACCAGAGAACUGCAGGCAACUGUAGUCCGCUCCCCGAGUCGAGUCCGCCAACCAAAAUGGCGGACAAAAACAAAAACAAACAAAGGGAGGACAUUCACAGAUAUGUCCGAAUGAAAACUUUCGAGGUCCCGAGCGAAUCAAACAACACACUGGUGGGCAAGCCAGUGGAAAACAUGGAAACAGACGAUAUCGACAAACACCAAGGGGCAAAAAGAACAAGGUCGGUCUCAACAGCGAGCGAGUCCGAAACGGACAUCGACUCCGUGGCCACCGUGGCCCAAAUUCACCACACCGCCGACUCGCAGGUGAGCCGACCAGCCAUCCCGCCCUCGGCCAACGAUGCCCAGCUAAAAGAUAUAGCCGCGUCAAGCAAAUUCAUAAAACCAAGGAAAACAACAAAUAUCGGCAGCCUCCUUAGGCAAAGGGCCGAAAUUUUAAAAAACAACGUUGUGAAAACCCACAACAAAUACGAUCCACUGAAGGUGGAUCAUAUUAUAACGGAAACCAAUAAGGAGAACAUCGGCGAGGAUGAGGACAAAGGCAAGGCUGAGCAGCGUUCAGCCGACAAGGGAAGCAAGGGGACGAGCGCGCCGAGGAAAAACACGAAAAUCCCUCCCAUUAUCCUCCAGGGAGUGUUCAGUGACCACGACCGGGGGGUGACGGAAUUGAGGAGGCACUUCACGAAGGGGUUCACAAUCAAAUACACUAAGAACAACACCCACGUCCACGCGAAGGACCUCUCGGAGUACACAACUUAUGUGGACGCGCUCAAGGCAAGCGACACGGCGUUCCACAUUUACACAACGCCGAUCAACCGAACACACGCGUUCGUGAUGAGGGGAUUCGACGCCGAGCUGGAACCAAGCGAUAUAGGGGAAGGACUGGCAGAAGAGCAUAACAUCAAAAUUCACAACAUUUACAAAAUGCGAACCCAGUUCCGACCCCUCUACAUGGUCAUCACUGACCCCGGCAUCACUCUCAAGUGGAUUAACCAAAACGUCAAACACGUCCUCAACACCAGGAUCUUCUGGGAAAGGAGAAGAUCAGAACGGGGCGUCAUCCAAUGCCACCGGUGCCAGGCAUGGGGCCACGCCACAUCGAACUGUAACAGGCAGUACAGGUGCCUGAAAUGUGCAGAACCACACCCGACGCACACUUGCACCAAGUCGAGGGACCUGCCGGCUAGGUGUGCUAACUGCCAAGGAAGUCAUCCGGCCAACAGCACGGAGUGUGACGUGUACAAAAUGAGGGUGGCCCAGUUAGAGAGGCGGACUCAGCAACAACGCCCGACCGGAGCCACAGGAGUCCAAUCACAGCCAACAGAGAAUUACUGGCAGAAGAGGAUGGCCUCCAAGACUACAGCCCAGAACCUCACACCAGAUAACUUCCUCACACCAGAUAACUUCCCACCACUACCGUCGAGGGGAGGGGAGAACAGAACCAACGAACCGGCUAAGCCAAUCGCCCAACCUGCUGUCGUCCAAAAUAAUCUCAUUAAUAUCUUUUCAGAGUUCGGCCAGCUGAGCGGGAAGGUCAACCUCGGGGGUCUUCUGGAGGCGGUCCGUGAACUCAACCUUCGUCUCCGCAAGGACCAGUCAUCCGCGGAGAAGUUUAUGGUCUUCAUGGACUUCUGCAACACGGAGCUGGGCAGAUAUGACAUCUAGUCGGCAGGGGAAUACAAAAAUC
Molecule: messenger RNA, 1961 nt
Organism: Aethina tumida (small hive beetle)
Lineage: Eukaryota; Metazoa; Arthropoda; Insecta; Coleoptera; Nitidulidae
Exons: 2
Coding region: 59-1939 (626 amino acids)
Source: RefSeq, a predicted model, not a curated record